GAGUGUCCCACCUGCACCCCUGCUGCGCCGGCCGUCUCUUUGCCAGAGCGGGGAACCGGGGCCCCUCUGCUCUGGGUCUGUGGGUACCGGGCAGUGCGCUAGUGGUCGUAUCACUGAGCCAUGGGCCGGGCCGGGAGAUUCAAGCGGCCGAGGGGCUGUCGCUGCCUCCCCCUCACUCGCCCGCUGGUUUGUUGUUGCUCCUGUUCCCCCAGGCCCAGCGACGAUGACGGGGAAGGAUCCCGCGUCCCCCCCUGGCUCCGCGCUGCCCGGAUACCUCACGCUCUGCCUCCUGCUGUGGGCUCCCAGGCUGGCCCCAGCACAAUUCACAGUGAUGGGACCUAAGUGCCCCAUCGCUGCCUCCCUGGGUGGGGAGGCCGUCCUGUCCUGCCACCUCUCCCCCCGGAUGAGCGCCGAGAGCAUGGAGGUGAGGUGGUUCCGAUCCCAGUUCUCUGCAGUUGUGCAUCUGUACCGCGACGGGCAGGACCAGUUCGGAGAGCAGAUGCCGGAGUACCGAGGGAGAACGGAGCUCUUGAAACACAACAUCGCCGACGGGAAAGUUUCCCUGAGAAUACGCGAUAUCCGGCCCUCCGACGAGGGGCAGUACACGUGUUUGUUCCAGUCCGGUGACUUUUAUGAGGAAGCUUUAUUGGAAGUGCAGGUGCCAGACCUGCUUAUCCCAUGGGACAACCCCUGGAAGGCGGGUCUCGGUGUGAUCCUGGCUCUUUGGUUUGUUCUCAUCGCCCUGGCCAGUUACUGCUUCUGGAGGCAGCACCGAGCGAAAGGCAAACUCCAGGGGGAGCUCGGGUGGAGAUGCGCCCAGCUCUGCGCAGGUACUGUCCAGCCCCUGGGAUUGUAG
Messenger RNA from Pelodiscus sinensis (Chinese soft-shelled turtle), 856 nucleotides. NCBI's taxonomy places the organism in Eukaryota, Metazoa, Chordata, Testudines, Trionychidae. The record is from RefSeq and is a predicted model, not a curated record.